Messenger RNA from Ochlerotatus camptorhynchus, 5194 nucleotides. RefSeq names its product enolase-phosphatase E1-like. Lineage: Eukaryota; Metazoa; Arthropoda; Insecta; Diptera; Culicidae. The transcript has 7 exons. The coding region runs from base 321 to 3875 and encodes 1184 amino acids. Gene Ontology annotation, molecular function: acireductone synthase activity; magnesium ion binding. The record is from RefSeq and is a predicted model, not a curated record.
GCCGCGUUCAGUCUGUAGAAAGCCAUCGGCCGGUUAAGCGUCUAGUCUUCGCAAAUCUCGUUCCGCUCAGUAUUUCCUUUGAAGCUCCGUGGUGUGAGUGAAUUUUGCUGCUUUGUGUUUAAGCAAACGAAAAAUAACGGAAGAAAAUAACAUUUCUUGCCAAUUUGAGAUAAAUUCGCCAAGCGAAAAGUAGCCUGGAGUAUAGAAAAAUCCGUCUCGAGUGCGACCGAGUAUCGAUUUUUGUCUCCCCCGGUGCAAGUGUGUGGUAGUGUUAAACGAGCCUUUUCCCCGUGAGUGCGUUAGCAAGCAAGAAAAAAAAGAUGGCAGCCGUUAGUUUCGACGAGAAAGUCCUCGCCGCAAAGACGAUCAUUUGCGAUAUCGAGGGUACUACCUCUUCCAUCAGCUUCGUCAAGGAUGUUCUGUUUCCUUACGCGCUGAAGAACGUUGAGGAAUACCUCAAGACUCACUGGAAAGAGGAUGCGACGAAAACGGUGGUUGCUGCGCUGCGCGAACAAGCCGACGAAGAUAAGAAGGCCGAGGUCGAAGGUGUUGUGACCAUCCCUUCUGAGGACUCCGAAGAUAUCAUACCCGACGUUGUCAAGAACGUCGAAUGGCAAAUGUCACUGGACCGCAAGACCGGUGCGCUGAAAACUCUGCAGGGUCUGGUUUGGGCCAAGGGUUAUAAAGAUGGCUCCAUCAAGGGACAUGUCUACGAGGAUGUCAAAAAGGCCUUGGAACAGUGGAACGAAGGAGGUCGCAAAGUCUACAUCUACUCGAGUGGCAGCGUCGAUGCACAGAAGAUGCUGUUCGAGCACAGCGAGCAGGGCGAUCUGGUCAAGUAUCUGUCCGGUUAUUACGACACAAAGAUCGGCGCCAAGCAGGAGAAGGACAGCUAUAAUGCUAUCCUGAAGAAAGUCGAAGUCACCGGCGAAGAAGCUCUCUUCUUGACCGACGUCGUUGCCGAGGCUAAAGCCGCAAAGGAAGCCGGUUUGAACGUAGUGCUCCUGGACAGACCCGGCAAUGCCAAACUGUCCGAGGAUGACCGCAAGGAAUUCACCGUUAUCUCAUCCUUCUCCGAUCUCCCGCUCGAAUCGGUCAAAUCGACCGAAUCGAAGAACGGAACCGAAACUGAGGAAAAGGAAAAACCCGAAUCGGAAAAGGCAGCCGAAACAGAAAAGGCUACUGAGUCGGAAAAAGUGGCCGAAUCGGAAAAGGCAACUGAACCCGAAAAUGGAGCCGAAACGGAGAACGGAACCAGCAAGCGCAAAAUUGACGAAACUGCCCAAGACGACGAAGCUCAGCCUCCGCCAAAGGUCGUCAAAGUUGACAAGAAUGGCAGCAAUGAUGCUGCUGCGAAGCAGAAUGGAGAAGCACCAGCGGCGGAACCAGCUGCUGAAUGUAACGGUAAAUCAGCUGGCGAAGCGAUGGACGUUGAUGCCGAGAUGACCGAUGUCCAACCUGCGUCAACUACUACUAAAACUGAGAAAGUAACCGAUAAGACUGAAACUGAAGAAUCUCCUAAGGAGAAGGAUACGAAGAAGGAGGAGGAAGUCAGCAAGACUGAAGUAAAAGAGGAUGCCAAACAGAAGGUGGAAACAGUAACGGGUGUGCAGGAGAAAAAGGAAGAGGAAAAGAAGAAAAAGGUUGAAGACGUUAAGGAAGAGGAAAAGGAGAAAAAGGUUGAAGACGCUAAGGUAGAGGAAGAGAAGACCAAGGAUGAAACAGCUCCACCCGCUAAGAAGGCAAAGAUCGACGAAGAGAAGAUGGACGUGGACGAGGAGGAUGGUGGUGCGGUUGAGAAGAAGGAACCGGUUCCGGAAGAGAAGGUUGCCGAAUCUAGCGAGAAGGAGGUCGUACCGAAAGCUAAGGAUGCAACACCAGUCGAAAAACCAGUAGAAACCCCUGUAAAAACUGCCGAAGCCGAAGUUACCUCAACGAAGAGCACAGAAAAGGUCGAGGAAAAACAACCAGCUGAGCCUGCAACGGAGGAAAAGCCGGAAACGGAAACGAAGACUGACGAACUCAAAUUAGAAAAGGUGAAGGAACCUGUUGUUGCUCAGAAGACGAAUGAAACAGUUCCCGAUAAAGAAGAAGCGAAGCCUGAAGAACCGAUGCAACAAGAGGUUAAGGAACCUGUUUCUGAUAAGAAGGCAGAGGAAAAGCCGGCAGAGAAGAAGGCGGUAAGUAAAGAAGAGCCUAAGAAGGAAGAAGAAGUGAAGGAACCCGUUGCUGAUAAGAAAGAGGAAAAGUCAGUCGAAAAGAAGGAAGCUGAGAAAGAAGAGGUGGAAAAGAAAUCAGUCGAGAAGGAAAAGAGUGAAGCGCCUAAGAAAGAAGAGGAGGUAAAGAAAUCAGUCGAGAAGGAGAAGACUGAAGAGCCUAAGAACGUAGCGGAGGAUAAGAAAUCGACCGAAAAGGAGAAGACUGAAGAGCCUAAGAAAGAACAGGAGGAAAAGAAAUUAGUCGAGACGGAGAAGACUGAAGAGCCUAAGAAAGCAGAGGAGGAAAAGAAACCGGCCGAGAAGGAGAAGACUGAAGAGGCUAAGAAAAAGGAGGAGGAAAAGAAACCGGUGGAAAAGGAGAAGACUGAAGAGCCGAAGAAAGAGGAGGAAGAAACAAAACCAGUCGAAAUAGAGAAGACUGAAGAGCCGAAGAAAGAAGAGAAGGAAGUGAAACCGGUCGGAAAGGAGAAGACUGAAGAGCCGAAGAAAGAAGAGGAGGAAAAGAAACCGGUCGAAAAGACGAAGACUCAAGAGCCGAAGAAAGAAGAAGUAAAGGAAGCGAUUGCUAAAGUUGCAGUUGAGAAGGCAGAAGAGAAACCCGUCGAGAAGGAAGUUCAACCAGUGGCGGAAGCUGAGACGAUGGAAACGGAUGAAGCUCCUGCCAAAGAAGUGAAACCAGAAGCUAAAACUGACGAUGCUUCAAAGGAGAAAGUAGAAAGCAAGACGAAGGAAACUGAGACGGAAACUAAAACUGAAGAACCGGAAGCUAAAAAAGACGACGCCAAACCGGUCGAUGAGCCCAUGGAGACAGAAGUAAAGAAACCGACACCGACUGUAGGAUCGAAAGUAGAAGAGCAGACCAAAGCAGAGAAGAAGACGACAACUGAGAAAGCGAAUAGUUCAGAAGGUAAAACUGAAGAAACGAUGAACGUGGACGAAGUAGAACCAGAAACUGCCAAGCCUGUUGCGACCGAAUCCGUUGACAAAACGAAAACCGAAGAAAAGUCAGAGGAGAAAAUGGAAACCUCGGAAGAAGUCCCAGAAACCAAAGGUGAAGAAGCGACUACGGCUGGACCGGUAGAAGAAGUCGCCAUUGAAGCCAAGGAAGAUAUUGCUAUGGAAGCCGAGUCAUCUGAUGUCCCUAAAUUAGAAACAAAGCCGGAAGAGGAGGUAAAAUUAAAAGUAGAGGCGCCAGCCACUGAAGCGAUGGAGGUUGAUUCUGCAUCUACCAGCCAGUCAGAGACUAAGAAUGACAAAAAAACACCCGCUGAAUCUGCUGCUACCGAAGCGAAGAAAUCAGAAUCAGAAGAAGUCUCAACCACCACCACCACCUGCCCGACAGAAGUGAAAGAAAAUGGAACGUCUGAAAAGGUCAACGGUAAAGAAGAAUCACGUGUUCCAGAGAAUGGUGAAGCAGAAUCCAAAGUAACCACAAAUGGCGACCACGACGAGAAGGCCGACAGUGACAAAGAAAACGACACAUCCGCCAGCAACGUCGAAGAGGCCACUCCGGCAACCACCACCACAAAUGGUAACAGCACUGAAAACGAUAGCAGCACCGCCUCCUCGUCCGAUGUUGUGGCUGAAAUCAAGUCCAAGAAAGUGAUCGAUGUUUCCGCGGACACCCCGACGCCUCCAGUCCAAGCAGAGUCGUAAAUCUCUUGCUUUCUAGAUUGUAGACCCCUUCCGUUGAUAAGUAGGUAAAAAAGUGCGUAUCAAUGCUCCACUCAUGAGCAGAAGACCACGUUUAACAUGCUUAAGAAAUUUUUAUAUAAAUAUUUAUAUUAGCAGGACAAACAACAAAACUAACACUCUUCAAAUGCUCCAACAAUGAUUGUAUCCCAUUUCCGUUGCAAAGUCCAAUAUAAAGGGAAUGACGUUUGAUUGUAAGAGAAAAAGUGAACAACGCAGAAACAACAACUCAAAUCUGACUAAAUGAGCAGAUUUGACAUUUAUUACCAUACAUUUACACAGAAGACAACAAUCUCGAAACUGUAGUCGUAGAGAAUCAUUCACGCUAACCUUUUAGUUCUUGACGUGAUAUACGAAACACAAUGCGUAACUUUCUAGUUGUGAUGCCGUUUUUUAUUGAAAGUACCAUUUUUUGUAAUUGACCUUAUUCGUACCAAAUAAAAAAAUAAUAAUUUGCACUGUAUGACGAUAAUGGAUUCACUAUAAUACAGCAAACGAGGAAAUUGAUAGCUAAUUUCAAAGACACGUCGGAAUGACUUUUCAGGAAGGGGGCAAAGAAACACCUUACUGCAUUUAUAUAUGUCUUCCCACGGAACGGAGCAGAAGGCACACAACCGAAAAAGACUAACAAGAAAUUAUAGUUCCUCAAAUUAGUUUUAGAGACUAACUGUGUAGUACCUUUGCUACUUUGGAGGUCUAGUCUUGACCGUGUUCUUCGUUAUAACAUCAAUUUCCUUCCACGAUCACAAUCGCAACAACAAAACAAACAAAAAAAAACCUACCGCAUCCAACGGAUAGACUGCCAAACAAUUAUUAUUGUUAAUUCGAUUUGUUUUCGUUUGCCAAGCCAACCCCCGGUGGAUCAUUCCGCGUCGAGCGACAAAUCCUGUUAGAGAAAACAAUUCAGUAUUAUCUUGUCGCUUUAUGGAAAAGUAACGUUGUGAUGCGUUAGUCUGUCUCACUUGUAAUCAUUGUUUUCAAUUGUCUAAUGUUCUCAUUUUAUUAUCGUGUUAGACUGGGAAGAAUGAACAUGUGUCCAAAAGAUUCUCGAGCGUGAAUAAAUAUCAAAAACGUAAUUAAAUGGAAAGCAUUUAUGUAAGCUCUUAGUGUUUUCCAAUUACGAAAAGAGAAACUAUAAAGCCGGCUUCGAAGUUCGAAGUUGGCACGUAAAUGGUAAAACUUUAAGAGAAUAAAGAUAUUCAAGUGAAAAAUAGAAGAUGGCAUGAAUAAUAAACGUAAGAACGGAAAUAAACUAACCAAUAAUAUUUUAGGAAUUAUUUAAA